Eucalyptus grandis is the source of this 1182-nucleotide messenger RNA. Its product is annotated as probable BOI-related E3 ubiquitin-protein ligase 2. Bases 89 to 1108 code for a protein of 339 amino acids. The transcript is spliced from 4 exons. Lineage: Eukaryota; Viridiplantae; Streptophyta; Magnoliopsida; Myrtales; Myrtaceae. Gene Ontology annotation, molecular function: ubiquitin-protein transferase activity. The record is from RefSeq and is a predicted model, not a curated record.
UUUUAAUCCCGAAACCUAACCAUUACUCCGCUCCGCUGCGUCGACGGGAGAAAUCUCCUCGCUCUCUCUCUCUCUCUCUCUCUCUCUCAUGGCGUUUCUCCAGCAAUCCCAGCAAGCCCCCCGGCAGAACCAGGAGCAACCGCCCGACGCGUUCCGAAACCUGUACCCGAUGGACGCUCCGAUCGCGGCGCCCGCCUACUACGUGCCGGACGAUGUGCGGGAUCAGGCUCGGCAUCCUCCGUACGUCCCCGAAGUAAAUGGUCUUGGGUUUGCGCCGAUUCCUAUGUGUGCCACUGCCACAGAUGGAGGCGAUGGAGGAGCUGAUUUGCAGUUCGAGUAUGGGCUGGAACCAAAAAGGAAGAAGCUGAAAGAGCGAGACUUUCUGGAUAACACUUCGCAAGCAUCAUCUCUCGAUUUGCUGCAAGCACGGCCAAUCUCGGUGGGCUUAGGUUUAUCUCUCGAUAACCGCCCGCUGCUGUCCACGGGAGACUCUGCGCUGGUAUCUCUUAUUGGGGACGACAUUGAUCGUGAAUUACACCAGCUUGAUGUGGAGACCAACCGAUUUCUUAAACUUCAGGCUGAUCGAAUGCGGCAAGGUGUCCUUCAGAAGAUCAGAUCUACCCAACUCCAGACUCUCUCUCUUCUGGAAGAUCAAGUAAUUCAGAAACUAGGGGCGAAGGAAGCAGAGGUCGAAAGCAUCAACAAGAAGAAUGAAGAGCUUGAAGAACGCAUAAAGCAGUUAACUUUUGAUGUAGGUGCUUGGCAGCAACGGGCUUUAAACAGUGAGAACAUGAUCGCCGCUAUCAACUAUAACCUGCAUCAGAUUUAUGCUCAAAGUAGAGAUAGUAAAGAAGGAUGUGGUGACAGUGAGGUUGAUGAUUCAGCUUCUUGCUCCAAUGGCCGUACUACAGAUUUCCACAGCCUGCUGGGCAAAGAGAAAAAUGGCUCUCAAGAAUCAAUGACUUGUAAGGUUUGCAGAGUUAACACAGUAAGCAUGUUGUUGUUGCCUUGUCAGCAUCUCUGUGUAUGUAAGGACUGCGAGAGUAAGGUUAGAUUUUGUCCUCUGUGCCAAUCAUAUAAGCUUUUUGGCACGGAGGUCUUUAUGUAACAAGGUACUUAUGAAAGCUCCUGAUGUGAUAUAGUGAAAUUGCUAGUUUUCACUCUGUGCUUGUUUGUUUAUUA